AUGGAGCGAGAUUUGAUACAGCAAGCUAACCAGCUUAGUACCAGAGAAGAGUACAUCGCGUGGGAACAGCGAUGCGACGAAUUCAUCGAAUCUCUGGAAGAACAGAGUCGGAUCAAACGCCCGCGAUUCUCGAUCGGUAAUAGACAAUCAGUGAUCGCACGUAUCUCGCGGCUUGAGAGUUUAAAGGAUUCAGUGCGCGGACGAUUCGUGUACGUGGGCGCCGGACAUGGACUCCGAUGGCGCGAGAUCGAGACGGCGUUCGAAAGCCGUAUUUUAACGGGCGCGGUGAUAAACUCUAAUCACAUCGACCCUCGCCGAUUCCUCGAAGACGUGAGUGAAAUUGCGCUCGAGCGUGUGCAGUGUGUUUUACAGAGAUAUGACUCUAUAAAGAUAAAUACUGUGUUUAACGGUGAAUUCGUGGCGGGUGACAAACGCGCGAACAAGAGCAUCGCAACCAGGAACUAUGAAAUAUAUCGAUGCACCGAUCAGCGCGAGUGGUACGUGUCGCGCGUCGUCGAGCCAAUCCUAGCAUCGCUCGAAGAGUUUCAAGAACGUGAUAGCGGAUGGGCACUGUCACGUAUAUUGAACUUGAUUGUUAAUGCGAAUAAACUGAAUCCUCUGCGCGCGGGAUGUCACAUCAAACUCCCGCGAGAAAUUAUGUUAAAGAGAGCGGUGAUCAAUGUGCAAUCCAAAGACACUGCUUGUUUCGCAUGGUCGGUGGUUGCAGCUCUACAUCCCGCCAAAAAAAAUGUGGAACGGAAAUCUUCAUAUUCACACUACUUAUCGGUACUAAAUCUCACGGGUAUUGAGUUCCCGAUGACGUUAAAUCAAAUUAAAAAAUUUGAAAAUCUCAACGACAUUUCCAUCAACGUCUACGCCAUCGAGGAUGGGAUCGUACCGAUACGACUCGCUGACCGAAAGAGAAACAAGCACGUGAACCUCCUAUACGUGCAGGAUGACAUCGAGGGACAUUUCGCGUUGAUCAAUAACCUAUCACGCCUCGUGAGAUCACAAAUAAGUAAAAAGAAGAACAGGAAAUAUUUCUGCGAUAGAUGCUUGCACUACUUUGGCUCGAGCGCUAAAUUGGACCUCCACAGCGUCGACUGUGGAAAAUUAAACGAUUGUGCAGUAAGGCUGCCGAGCGAGGACGACAAGUGGCUGAGCUUCCGCAAUCACUGCAGAAAGGAGCGCGUCCCGUUCGUAGUCUACGCCGAUUUGGAAUGCUCAUUGGAGAAAACGGAUAAGGAUCCAACAACCUCCACGUACACUUAUCAACAUCACAACGUUUUUAGUAUAGCGUAUUACAUUCAUUGCUCAUACGACGAUUCACUGUCGGGUUAUCGUUUUCGCCGCGAUAAUAAUUGCAUAUCAUGGUUCGCGGACGAAUUGAAAAAUUUAGCACAUAGUGUGCAAUCUAUAAUUUCGACCAAUGUUCCCAUGGAUUUCACGCGAGACGACUGUGAAAAAUUUAAUAGCGCCACGCACUGCCACGUAUGCGAAAAACCGUUCGCGAAAGAUGAUAAGCGGGCACGCGAUCACUGUCAUCUUACCGGGCGAUAUAGAGGUCCCGCGCAUUCAAAUUGUAAUUUAAAUUAUAAAGAUUCGCGAUGCAUACCCGUAGUCUUUCAUAAUUUAACCGGUUACGACGCUCAUUUCAUUAUAAAGGAAAUUGCAACUGCCUAUGAAGGACACGUUGAUCUCUUACCGAUAACUAAAGAAAAAUAUACCUCUUUUACUAAACACGUUGAUGAUACUAUAGAUGAUAAAAAAAAUUGUAUACAACUACGUUUCAUAGAUUCAUAUAGAUUUCUCGCUUCUAGUUUAGACAAAUUAGCAUCUUUUCUCAAUAAAGACAAGCUGCGGGUAUUGCGACGCGAAUUUUCACAUUUAUCGGAAGAAAAUUUCAAUCUUUUAACUCGAAAAGGUGUCUUUCCGUACGAGUACAUUGAUUGCAGUGAAAAAUUGAAUGAAUCGUGCUUGCCGCCUCGCGAUUCGUUUUACAGUUCAUUGACAGACGACACGGUAUCCGAGAGCGAUUACGCGCACGCUGUCAACGUGUGGCAGCGGUUCUCCAUCCAAACGCUCGGUGAAUAUAGCGACCUGUAUCUAAAAACAGAUGUAUUGUUGUUGGCCGACGUAUUUGAAAAUUUCCGCGACAGUUGCGUCGCGAGUUACGGGCUCGACCCCGCAUAUUAUUACACCUUGCCUGGCUUCACAUGGGAUGCCAUGUUGAAGCAUACGGGUGUAAAAUUUGAACUGCUCACAGACAUUGACAUGGUCAUGUUUGUCGAGCGCGGUAUACGCGGUGGUCUGAGCCAGUGCUCAAACAGGUACGCGCGAGCCAACAACAAAUACAUAUCGUCGUACGACUCAUCGAAACCAUCAUCGUACCUAAUGUACUAUGACGUCAACAAUCUCUACGGCUGGGCAAUGUGUCAACCAUUACCAUACGCUGAUUUUCGAUGGGUCGACGACGUGCAAAAUUUCGACUUUUCGACCAUCCCGCUAGAUUCACCUACAGGCUAUAUUCUCGAGGUUGACAUUGAGUACCCACAACAUCUCCACGACGCGCACACUGACCUACCGUUCUGUCCAACGCGAGAGAAACCACCCGGCAAGCGCGAUGACAAGCUCCUCGCGACGUUAUGCGAUAAGCAGCGUUACGUGAUUCAUUAUCGCAACCUGCAGCAGUGUACUCGUCACGGCCUCAGUAUCGCAAAGAUUCACCUAACAAAAUGGGAAGGCAGAUACGGUGCCGAAGCAAUGAUCGCGAAACCCAACUUUCACAGUCGUAGCGUUUUCUCGGAGAAUCUGGUCGCGAUAGAGCUGCGUAAACUCGAGGUGAAGUUCGACAAACCGAUAUACGUGGGUAUGUGCAUCCUCGAUAUAUCGAAAACGUGUUUGUACGAGUUUCACCACGAAUAUAUGGCACCGUUGUUUCACGAUAAAUGCAAAAUUAUGUAUACCGAUACUGAUAGCCUCAUAUAUCAUGUAGAAUGUGACGACGUAUAUGAAAUUAUAAAACGCGAUAUCGAUAGAUUUGAUACGAGCGAUUACUCUAUUGACAACCCGUACAGUAUUCCGCUCGCGAAUAAAAAAGUUCCUGGUCUUAUGAAAGAUGAAAACAACGGUGCCAUCAUGACUGAAUUCGUCGGGCUUAGAGCGAAAAUGUACGCUUUACGUGUACAAGGAAAGAAGGAUACGAAAAAAGCAAAGGGUGUCAAAAGCAAUGUUGUGGCAAGAUCCAUAACGUUUGAUGAUUACACGAAAUGCUUGAAUGAUGUUAUUGAAAUGAUGCGCAGACAAUCGUGCAUCAGAUCGAAAUUACACGAGGUGUAUACAAUAUCGGAAACAAAAAUCGCUCUAAGUCCACACGAUGAUAAGCGGUAUAUCGUAUCAGGUUCUACCAACACGCUCCCAUGGGGACAUUACCGGUGUAAAUAA
Cyphomyrmex costatus is the source of this 3444-nucleotide messenger RNA. RefSeq lists its product as uncharacterized. Gene Ontology annotation, biological process: DNA replication. The transcript has 3 exons. The record is from RefSeq and is a predicted model, not a curated record. Gene Ontology annotation, molecular function: DNA binding; nucleotide binding; DNA-directed DNA polymerase activity. NCBI's taxonomy places the organism in Eukaryota, Metazoa, Arthropoda, Insecta, Hymenoptera, Formicidae. The coding region runs from base 1 to 3444 and encodes 1147 amino acids.